Molecule: messenger RNA, 2751 nt
Organism: Dovyalis caffra
Lineage: Eukaryota; Viridiplantae; Streptophyta; Magnoliopsida; Malpighiales; Salicaceae
Source: the annotation of a GenBank genome assembly
AUGAGAGCUCAUAUUUUGAUCCUCUUUUUUAUGGUGUUAUCGACAUUGACCAAACCCAAAGCUGCAGCCAUAAUUCAAGACUCUGUUAGUACAAGCUCUGACAUCCAACGCAGAAUUCUCCACCAGCCAUUGUUUCCGGCCAAUUCUGCACCACCACCAGCCACAGACUCACAACCACCACCGCCAUCACCACCUCCACCAGACAGCACAGCUUUUCCAAGCCCAGACCAGCCCUUUUUCCCUGAAGUCCCAAGUGGGUCGUCCCCAGGUCAAGGCCAGCCACCACCAGCAUCGGCAGUCAAUGGGACCAUACCAAUCCCAACAGCAACACAGCCCGCCAAACCUGCUAAGAAAGUGGCAAUUGCAAUCUCAGUUGGGAUUGUCACUUUAGGCAUGCUAUCAGCUCUUGCAUUCUUUUUAUACCGACACAGGGUUAAGCAUCCAAGAGAGUCUCAGAAACUUGUCGGAGGCAAUUCUGAAAGAUUUGCAGAUGAAUCUAGAGCACCCCCAUCAAGUUUCUUGUACAUAGGAACUGUUGAACCAACCAGGACAUCCAUUAGUGAAGUAAAUGGAGCAACGACAACAACAAGCGAAGCCAAUACUUCACCUUAUCGUAAACUAAAUUCAGUCAAAAGAUCUGAUAGAUAUAGGCCCAGUCCAGAUUUGCAGCCACUGCCACCAUUACCUAAACCUCCUGCUCCUCCUCCUCGAUACGAGAAUGAGAAUUUUGCAUCCCCAACAUCAUCGACAUCAGACGAGGAGAGUCAUGGCACAGCUUUUUAUACACCACAGGGCUCCUCAAUAAGCACUGAUGAUUCCUAUUACACACCCGUUCCGGGGAGGUCUGCUAAUGGUGGGAAUGAUGGCCGUAUACAAGCCACAGCUUUAGUUCCCCACUCUAAAAGAACCUCUCCCAAAUCACGAUUUUCUUCCAUUCGUUCACCGGAAAUGAAGCAUGUCAUCAUUCCUUCAAUCAAGCAGUCAUCGUCAACAACACCGCCGCCACCGCCACCACCACCGGUAGUGCCGCAGCAGGAUAAAAUCCAGGAUGUUGAGCCAACAACUUCAUAUUUUUCAAAAAGGGCAAAAUUUCCAGCCCCUCCACCACCACCGAAUAUGGCACUUCUUCGAUCGAUAAACAAUCAGCAAUCAAGUAAAAUUCUAGGUCCACCUCCACCUCCACCGCCACCUCCACCUCCUCCGGCUCAGGCUCCAAUGUCAACAACAAGAAAGAUAGGAUCUUUAGAAACAGCUAAAACAAGUGCUGUUCCUUCGAUGCCUACAACAGAGGUGGCGAAGCAACAGCCCUGGACUCCUAGUCCCAAAGCCAAUUUGAAGACCGAAACGACAAAAACUGCUGAGGAAGUUAGUGAAGGAAUCAGUUCCUCAGAGAGGAACAAUGCAGAUGACAAUGAUGGAGCAAAGCCCAAGCUAAAGGCUCUGCAUUGGGACAAAGUGCGGGCAUCCUCAGACCGAGCCACAGUGUGGGACCAGCUUAAAUCCAGCUCAUUUCAAUUAAAUGAGGACAUGAUGGAGAGUCUUUUUGGCUGUAAUUCUGCGAAUUUGGUACCAAAAGAAGCUCCAAGAAGAUCAGUUCUGCCUCCUGUUGAUCAUGAAAACAGAGUGUUGGAUCCAAAGAAGUCACAGAACAUAGCUAUACUGUUACGAGCACUAAAUGUGACGCGAGAUGAAGUGUCUGAAGCUCUUUUGGAUGGCAACCCAGAAAACUUGGGUGCCGAGCUUUUGGAAACUCUAGUAAAGAUGGCCCCAACCAAGGAGGAAGAAAUAAAACUUCGAGAGUACAGUGGUGACAUCUCCAAACUGGGAUCUGCAGAACGGUUUCUCAAGGCAGUGCUUGAUAUCCCAUUUGCUUUUAAAAGAGUUGAGGCGAUGCUCUACAGAGCCAAUUUUGAUACAGAAGUUAAAUAUUUGAGGAAAUCUUUUCAAACCCUAGAGGCAGCAAGUGAGGAAUUGAAGAAUAGCCGGUUAUUCCUCAAACUCCUUGAAGCUGUUCUCAGGACAGGGAACCGGAUGAAUGUUGGCACAAAUCGUGGUGAUGCUAAAGCGUUUAAGCUUGAAAGCCUCUUAAAACUUGUAGAUAUAAAGGGAACAGAUGGGAAAACAACAUUACUCCACUUUGUGGUCCAGGAAAUUAUUAGAUCUGAAGGCACAAGUACCGAUUCUGCAAAUAAGAAUCUGCAAGACAGUACAAACUCCCAAAUGAAGGAGGAUGAUUUCAGGAAACAAGGAUUGCAGGUUGUGUCAGGUCUGAGUAGAGAUCUCAGCAAUGUAAAAAAGGCAGCAGGAAUGGACUCUGACGUUUUAAGUAGCUAUGUUUCAAAGCUCGCAAUGGGGCUUGAGAAAGUCAGAUUGGUUUUGCAGUACGACAAGCCAGAUAUGCCUGGGAAAUUCUUUCACUCAAUGAAGCUGUUUCUAAGAGACGCGGAUGAGGAAAUUAGCUGGAUCAAGUCUGAUGAAAUAAAGGCUUUAUCACUGGUGAAAGAGGUCACAGAAUAUUUCCACGGGGAUACAGCGAAAGAGGAAGCUCACCCUUUCAGAAUUUUCAUGAUUGUAAGAGAUUUGCUAAAUGUAUUGGAUCAUGUCUGCAAGGAAGUCGGGAAAAUGCAGGACGGAACAAUGGUGGGCUCAGCUAGAUCCUUUCGGAUAUCAGCAACUGCAUCACUACCGGUUCUCAACAGAUACAACGUUAGACAAGAUAGAAGUUCAGAUGAGGAAAGCGCCUCUCCUUAA